Penicillium canariense is the source of this 1536-nucleotide messenger RNA. Its product is annotated as cytochrome P450. The record is from RefSeq and is a predicted model, not a curated record. NCBI's taxonomy places the organism in Eukaryota, Fungi, Ascomycota, Eurotiomycetes, Eurotiales, Aspergillaceae. Bases 1 to 1536 code for a protein of 511 amino acids. Gene Ontology annotation, molecular function: oxidoreductase activity, acting on paired donors, with incorporation or reduction of molecular oxygen; heme binding; monooxygenase activity. The transcript has 5 exons.
AUGGCGAAUAUUCCGCCGCUAUCAUAUGCUGUCCUGACACCAGCGAGCAUUGCUCUGGGGUUGCUCUGCUCUGUCUGUCUGUAUUGGAUUAUAUGGACACUCUACAGUCUCUUUUUCCACCCACUUUCCGCAUACCCUGGCCCCAAACUCUGGGCUCUCACUCGCCUUCCGUGGAUCUGGACCAGUCUUCGCGGCGACAUCGCCUGGACUAUCCGCGAUUUCCACGAGCAGUACGGGCCAGUGAUUCGCAUCGCGCCCGAUGAACUCUCCUACACGACCGGUACCGCCGGGAAGAAAAUCUACGGGCAGCGCAGCCCAGAGUUUGUCAAGUGCCUUGAUGGACGGGGCAUCGUUCCGCCAUCGAGAAUGGGGGUGAGAGGCAUCGUGACUGCACAUCAAGAAAAGCACGCGCAGCUGCGAAGGGCGAUUUUGCCGGCAUUCUCGGAGAGAGCACUCCGCGAGCAGGAGAGCUUCUUCCAGCUGUAUGCGGGGAAGUUGACGGCCCAGUUGAGCAGAGUGUGUAAAAGUGGACCGCAGGACAUGGUGCGAUGGUACAGUUUUACGACAUUCGAUAUCGUGAGUGAUCUGGCCUUUGGAGAGGCGGCGGGCUGUCUGGGUAGGUCCAUCCAUCGCUCCUUCCCUCUCUCUCUCGAUAAUGCCGACAGCCCCUGGCUGGCAGUCCUGGGGUUACGCGCAAAGUCUAUCGUCUGGCUCCAAUUCACCGUCUACUACGGGCUCUACCACUGGAUCGCGUGGAUCGCGCCGAAAUACAUGCUCCAGGCGCGGCAGAAGCACAUCGAACUGUGCGGGGAGAAAAUCCGGAGAAGACUCCAGCUCAAGGAGGACCGCAAGGACUUCAUGAGCUACAUCUUAGACAACAAAUCGGAGAAACUGUCGAACCUGGAGCUCGUCAUCAUGGCAUCCGCGUUUAUCGUUGCGGGCAGUCGGACCUCCGCUGCAGCGCUGUCGGGUAUGACGUUCCUCCUGCUUCGCAACCCUCCGGUCUACCGUCGUCUCGUUGACGAGAUCCGGUCCGCCUUUCAGAAGGAAGAGGACAUGACCAUGGUGGCGACGGGCCAGCUGCGAUACCUAGGCGCUGUAAUCGAGGAAGGGCUACGAUUGUACCCUCCUUCGCCGUCUUCCCUGCCGCGGUUCGUGCCUGGCAAGGGCGAGGAGAUUGAUGGUAAAUGGGUUCCAGGAGGGAUCGCUGUCGGCGUCCACCAGCUCUCGGCAGGCUCCAUGGAAUGGAACUUUCAGCAGGCGAAGUCGUUCAUUCCUGAGCGUUGGCUAGAUGUUUCUGCGGAUUCGCCAUUCGCCAAUGAUAACAGGACCUCCAUUCAGCCUUUCUCGUACGGCCCCCGGAAUUGCAUCGGGAAAAGUAUGGCGUACGCCGAGAUGAGACUGAUUCUAGCUCAUAUCCUCUGGAAGUUUGACCUUGAGCUUGUGGAUAAGUCAGACACCUGGUCUACGACACAGAAAACGUAUUUGGUCUGGGAGAAGCCUCCGUUGAUGAUUAAUAUUCGCGAGAGGGAGUAG